This is a messenger RNA of Cryptomeria japonica (Japanese cedar), 919 nucleotides long. RefSeq lists its product as uncharacterized. Gene Ontology annotation, biological process: mRNA processing. Bases 192 to 683 code for a protein of 163 amino acids. Lineage: Eukaryota; Viridiplantae; Streptophyta; Pinopsida; Cupressales; Cupressaceae. The transcript has a single exon. The record is from RefSeq and is a predicted model, not a curated record.
GAUAACGCCCGCUCGCUUUCACGACAAUGCAGUAAACAAAGCUUCGUCAACUGACAGAAAAAACAUAUUGCAUUUCUCCUUCCUCGAAGUUUUUUUUCCUGUAAAAGGAAAACCUUGCCGAAAAGGAACUAAAUUCAAAGCGAGUCCUGCAAGAAGCAAGCGCAAACCAGAAACUUUAAUGGUGAUUACGAAUGGCCCUUCUCCGUCGAUUUCUCAAGAAUACGAAAGUUAUCUGCCUAAAACCCUCGUAUAGUCUUAAAUCCCUCUCAACUCUGCACACUCAUGGAUCAAUCAGUCCCCAGAGUUCAAACCGCAUACCUCCGUGGUUACUUAACCCUCCAGAGGUAAACUCAAAUCCGCAGGUCGGUAUUCUUGAUCUGCUUAGGAAAUAUCAGGCGUUCGGCCUUUGCGAUCCCGUGGUCGGUUAUCCAUCCCAGCAGUACGGAAAAGAAGCAGGGCUGUCAAAGCAUUUGGAACAAUGCCGCGCUUCGCAGAAGCUCCGAGAAGGUUCCGAGUCAGCUGUUGCAAAAUGUUUUGUAUCGACGUUUCUGGAAGGUUCUGGGACCGAAGAAGGCAUGAAGAUAUGGGCAGACAGUGUGAAGAAGAAGAGGAGAAAGAAAAUGAAUAAGCACAAAUACAAGAAGCUGCGGAAGCGCCUGCGCAGGAAGAGCAGAAAGAAAUGAGAAUUUUAGGUAUAUUGAAAUUUUUAAUAUUUUUUCCUUAAUGUACACGCUUCCAAGACAGAAUUCAAGGACACAUUUUUCUUGUAUUGGUCAUUCAUUGAGCACACAAAUUGCGAUGUUUUUUUAGUUCCAUUGACAUUUCACAAUUCCGUUGCGGAUUUGGAAAAUAAAUCAAUUGUCAAAAUUAUGAACGAUUGGUUUUUAAUCUAUUGAAAGAAUCGAUGGAUAACGGGAGA